AAGAAAGUGCCCGCGGAGGUAUCAGUGUUUCCCCAAACUGCGUUUUGAACACAUACAGAAGGUUGUUGGAGCUCGAGGGUGGCUCACAUAAUACAAUAAUCCCUCACAUUUUUUGUGCGAGUGGUGUUAUGUGUUGUGGAGAAUUGUAAAAUAUAUCUUGUGAGUCGUGUUGUGUGAUUUUAUAUUGUGAAAAAUUGUGUUUUUGGGGUGAAAAAGGCAUUCACUUUGCAUCUUGAGACUUGAGGAACACAUCCCGCACAGUCGAGAUGGCAGACCAGAAUCUUCAAAUGCUCUUGGAGCUCCUGAAAAAAAGUGGCAAUAAUGAAUGUGCAGAUUGUGGCAGUAAAUAUGUUGAAUGGGCAUCGUACAACAUUGGCAUCUUCCUGUGCACUCGAUGUGCGGGUGUGCAUCGCGCGAUGGGUGCUCAUAUCUCUAAAGUAAAGCACUUGAAAUUGGACAAAUGGGAGGACAGUCAACUGGAACGGAUGAAGGAGGUUGGCAAUGUAAAGGCACGUCUCAAGUAUGAACAACGGGUUCCGGCCUGCUAUAGACGACCCACUGAAGACUCCCCUCAAGUGCUCAUUGAGCAGUGGAUUCGCGCCAAGUACGAACGCCUGGAGUUUUCACUCAAUGAACGACCCAGUUACACUUCGGGCCACAUGGAGGGAUUUCUCAUGAAGCGAGGAAAGGAGGAUAGUCGGUAUCAACCACGAAAAUUUGUCCUAUGUGAAACGGAUGAUACGCUAAAGUACCAUGUGAAAGAGAGCAAGGAUCCAAAGGCCGUACUGAGAAUAUCUGAGCUCAAUGUGGCAUUUGCACCACCCAAAAUUGGUCAUAUGAAUUCCAUGCAGUUGACAUAUUUGAAGGAUGGCUCCACGAGGCACAUUUACGUCUACCACGAUGACCCGGAAGUGAUUAAUAACUGGUACAUGGCAAUUCGCUGUGCAAAACUGCAUCGGCUGCAAGUGGCAUUUCCGUCAGCGUCCGAAGCGGAAUUGGUCCAUCUGUUGACGAGGGAUUUUGCCAGGGAGGGGUGGCUGCUCAAAACUGGACCACGACCUUCGGAUGGCUACAAGAGGCGAUGGUUUACGUUGGAUAACAGGAAACUUAUGUACCACGACGAUCCCCUGGACGCGUAUCCCAAGGGUGAAAUCUUCUUGGGUCACCAAAUGGAUGGGUAUAGUGUUCGAAUAGGAGCACCCCAGGGUGCCAAAGAUCAAGGCUUCAGUUUUACACUCUUCACACCCGAAAGGGUGUUCAACUUAUCCGCCAGCACAGAGCAGGAACGUGAUGAGUGGAUGCACGAGAUCCAAAAGGUCCUGGAACGUCCACUGACCCCGCAAGACAGCUCAAUUUCUGCCCGACUCAUACGGAAACGAACAGGAACAAAUUCAAUAAACAUCUUCACGGGACGAUAAUGAAGGAUAAUGUUAGAGAGAUUGCACUUUUAAGUUAAAUUGUGUCUCCAUUAAAUUGAUUUUUCUUUGCUAUAAAUUGUACAAAAAAAAUUAGUGUGAACCUUUUUGAGAAAUUGAUUUUUCUUUUAGAAGAAUGGAGUGUUUGUCAUGCUAAUUUUAAUUAUUGAUUUUAAUAGAAAUAUAUUGUAAGAAUCCUUGCUAAUAUUAUUAGAAGAGAUCCUCCUAUGAGGAGGAAAUUAAAAAAAAAAGAGGCAAAAGAUAGUACCAUAGUUGAGAAAUUCUCAGAGAGCACAGAUAGCUUGAAAGAAUCAUUUUCACUUUUAUUUACAGAUGAAUGUGAGAAUGAGAUGAAAAGCAAUACAAGUCACCACCGCAUAUUAAUAAACAUUAAUAAAAAAAAACUAGUAGAUUUCUUAGCGGAAAUAGUAAUUAAAAUAAUGAAGAAAACAACAGCUAAAUAAAUGAGAAUGGAAGGAAAAUAACUGAAAAUACUCCCAAAUAAUAAAUUAAAUAGCAAUUUCAUAAGAAAAUAAAACUUAGUGGAAUUUAAUGAUACCUUUUUAGCUCUAUUUAAAUAAAAUAAUUAUCUAUUUUAAUAAAAAAAAAUAACCAAUUUCUUGUUCGUGUUAGAAAGAACAACAAUAGAAAAAAAAAUCAUCUCAAUUUUUUUCAAGUAAUUUCAUUGUGCUAGUAAUUAAAGCAAAAAAAAGUUCUUCAUAACUUUUCAAUACGAUUAGAGAUAAAAGAAAAUAUUGUAUAAUAAAUUAAAAUAAAUAUUAUCUAUUUAUAUUACUUAUCCCAUUUUACAUAAAAAAAUAGAUAGACAAAUUCUUACCUACAUUAGGUAUUUAAUUUUCUCAUUUACGAAAAGAAAAAAAAAGAAACUGAAAAAGUACUAGAUGAGUGAUGUAGGAUGUAGCACAAAGUGUAAGAAUUUUGACAAUUUGGCAAAUUUGAAAAAAAUGUUAUCUAAUCAAUAAUAUUUGAUUGAGAUAAAAUUAAGAAAAAACUGUAGCUUCUUUUACGAUAAUUUUAAGAAUUUAUAUAAUUAUUGAGAUUGAAAGAUUAAAUGAAAAAUUUUACCAAAA
Messenger RNA from Phlebotomus papatasi, 2506 nucleotides. Its product is annotated as arf-GAP with dual PH domain-containing protein 1-like. Gene Ontology annotation, molecular function: GTPase activator activity; phosphatidylinositol bisphosphate binding. Bases 267 to 1418 code for a protein of 383 amino acids. Gene Ontology annotation, cellular component: intracellular membrane-bounded organelle; plasma membrane. The record is from RefSeq and is a predicted model, not a curated record. The transcript is spliced from 5 exons. Gene Ontology annotation, biological process: positive regulation of GTPase activity. NCBI's taxonomy places the organism in Eukaryota, Metazoa, Arthropoda, Insecta, Diptera, Psychodidae.